Pochonia chlamydosporia 170 is the source of this 1938-nucleotide messenger RNA. RefSeq names its product mutator-like element transposase. Bases 1 to 1938 code for a protein of 645 amino acids. Gene Ontology annotation, biological process: thymine catabolic process; L-valine catabolic process. The transcript is spliced from 2 exons. Gene Ontology annotation, molecular function: malonate-semialdehyde dehydrogenase (acetylating, [NAD(P)+]) activity; methylmalonate-semialdehyde dehydrogenase (acylating, NAD+) activity. Lineage: Eukaryota; Fungi; Ascomycota; Sordariomycetes; Hypocreales; Clavicipitaceae. Gene Ontology annotation, cellular component: mitochondrion. The record is from RefSeq and is a predicted model, not a curated record.
AUGUCGAGCCUGGGGCCACCCGGCUCCAACGCCCACGGCUUGAACUUCUCGCAAGCUGGCCUCAGGCGAAGUGCUGGAUUCCCUCCAACUCAUGCGAAUCAGCAUCAACACCAACCCAACAAGCAAUCGCCUGCCCCUCAUGCAGCGUCACCGUAUCAACCUCAAGGUUACACGCCGCAACAACCUCCUCAAGGAACAUAUCCUCCACACCUCUUUGCAGCAUCGCCGGUCAACCCUAAUAUUCCCAAUGGCCACGCGCCCUCGCGAACUCCCAACUCACAUGUUCCGAAUGCUCUGGGUGUUCAGCGUCAGAGGGCGGCACCGCCGAGGCAGCAAAUGCCGCCACAGCCAAAUCCGCCGCCUAUGAUGUUUCCAACAUCUAUGAGUCAAUCAGUGCAGCAUGAUCCAAUUCUAUCCCACCAACACCAGCAGCAGCAUGCCUCACAUCAAGGCCAUCCUGUGCAUCCGAGCCAUCAGCAACACCAAUCUCACCCUCAACAGCAAGCGCAUCAUCAGCAGCAUCCCGGCCACCCAUCCCAUCAGCAGCAACAGCAACAGCAGCACCAUCAACAACAGCAUCAGCAGCAUCAGCAGCACCCAGCACAUCCUGCGCACCAAGCUCACCAGACUCAUCCAGGCCACCCUGGCCAUCCGGGACGCCAGAGCGUCCAACCUCACCAACCUCAUGGCCGCUCUCAACAGUCAACUCCGCAGCAGCAGCAGCAGCAGCAACCUCAACAACCGCCGCAGCAGCAACAACAACAACAGCAGCAGCAGCAACAGCAGCAGCAGCAGCAACCCCAGGCUCAGGUGACUCCUCAGUCUACCCCUCAGCAAUCAAAUUCUCAGCCGCCUCAGCAACAGAUUUCUCAGCAGCAGAUGUCUCAACAGCAACAACAACCUCCCCAGCAGCAGCAGGUUCAGCAGGUGCAGCAAGUCAAUCAGGUGCAAGCCUCUCCUCAGCAACCUGCUGCUCAGGUUCCGCAGCAGCAAGGAAACCAUGCAGGCAGUGAAAUGGACGUUGAUGGUCAUCAAGAUGGCGACACGUCUGAAGUCAAUGGCCUCGACUCGAAGCUCCUAAAUGACCCUUCCUAUGUUCCUACCCAGCCGAUGGGCGAGAUGAUGUCUCCCCCACCAGAAGGAGGAAGCUAUCCGACAUUGGAAGCUGUACAAAAAGCUGUUUUGCGCUAUUGUACCUCUGUUGGCUAUGCGAUUGUCAUUGGUCGCUCCAAGAAAACGGUUCCUGGUCUCAAAAAGGUUCUGUUUGUUUGUGAUCGUGCUGGAAAGCCACCCAGUAGGGUGAGCCCAGAAUUUCGCAAGCGCAAGACAUCUUCAAGGAAAUGUGAUUGCCCCUUUGGAUUUUUUGCUAUCGAGCAACGAACCCAAUGGACAAUCCGUUACCGCCCUGAUCCCACACACCUGCAACACAAUCACGGCCCCAGCGAGAGCCCUUCAAACCAUCCUGCUGCAAGGAAACUUGACAGCAAGAUGGUGGCGGCUGUCAAGCAGUUGAAGGAAAACGGGGCAGGCGUAUCCGAAACACUACAGAUUCUGCAAACCGAAAAUCCGGAUUGCCAUCUGCUUCCGAGGGACAUAUACAACGCGAGAGCGGCUAUAAAUCGCAACCCCCAAAAGGUGGCGACAGGGCUGGCAGAAAACAGACCGGCGAUAUACACGAAACCUCAGCAAUCGCCAGAAGACAGAAUCCGAGCGGAUCUUCGCAGAGAGCUUGCGAAAGCACGAGAGGAUUUGCAGAAGAUUGAAGAGGAGAAGCAAAAAGAAAUCGAUGCCCUUAAGAGUCAGUUGGAGGAAAAGGAAAAACUUAUUAAACGAUUCGAGAUGUUUAUUGACAUAUGUAAUGAGCGGGUUAUGGUUCAACGCGAGAGGUUGGCAGGACCAGAUGGCAACUUGGCUAUUGGGGGCAAUUCAGUUGCCUGA